Molecule: messenger RNA, 672 nt
Organism: Parnassius apollo (apollo)
Lineage: Eukaryota; Metazoa; Arthropoda; Insecta; Lepidoptera; Papilionidae
Source: the annotation of a GenBank genome assembly
AUGUUGGUGUUCUGCGGUAUUGCAAAUCCGCUUCUGUUGUGGGAGAAAUAUCGACAUCUUCUGUCCGAAGACUUCCUAAGAGCUCCAAGAUGCACUACUGGAGAUAAUACUGAGGCAACUGAUGAGCACGUUCUAAACAGUUGCUUUAGUUCACUUCAAGACAUAGUCAUUUCGAUUGGCUGCAGUUCUCUGGUGGAUUAUGGGCUACCGUUUCCACAACAUCUGGAUGUACAAAAGCGUGGAAACAGAGAGUACAACUCUGAAAUAAAUUAUGAUCCAAGAGCUAUGAGUACCGUCGUCAAUGACCAUGCCUGUAAAUUUACCUCAGAGCAAAAGCAAAUUUUCGACACCAUCCUUGAAAGUGUUGGGCUCGGCCAAGACGAUGAUGGAAUAGUCUCCCACGAACUAGAGCAAAUGAGGAGUAUAUUGGAAGAGUCGAUGCUGGAAACGCGCACCAUGCCUCUCGAAAAUCGACCGCGACUUCCCCGCAUACCCCUUAGCAAGCGAAAUCGGGCUGUCGUGCGGGCUCUUAACCCAAUGCUGGUGACCUAUUUGGAAGCCAGCCGGGACCUUUGCGAGACGGAUUCAGUUCUUUUUGGCGCCGCACUGGCAGCAUGCCGUAUUAUUGGCGCCAAACUUCCCGUGGCUGGACGCGCUACUCAAAAAAAGUAG